AUGGCUCUUGACGCUGAACUAUUUCUUGUAUUCUUCGUUUUAGCAAUCAUCUAUAGCUGCUUUUUCGCUUAUACUGUAAUCCGAGCUUUAGGAUUCAAAAACUUCUUGGUCAGAUGAAAACAUGCGAAGCUUUUAUACAUUUUCCAGCUCGCAGAAAUAUUUUUCCGCAUGCUAAGUUUCUGGCUGAUUUGUUUUUUUGACUCUCAAAUAAACCUAAACGACGCAAAUAUCGGCUUUUUAUUACUGUCUUUGCCUGAAGCUUUAUUUAUUUCUUCCUAUUUUAUGCUUUUUUGGGUUAUGAUAACGGCAAACAUUUAUACCCGGCUAAACUCAGACUCAAGCUAUGACUACAAAUUAAAUCCUGGCCGCUAUAGGCUUCAAAUUGUAGGAAAACUUACAUUGACUUUGCUAGCGAUUUUAAUGGUUUUUGAAGGUGUGAUGUAUAUUUUAUUAUUCUGCUCAGUGAUAGAGCCUACUUAUAUUGUUCUACAACAGUGCAUACAAGCUUUUAUAACGGCUAUUAUUGUUAUCGUAGGACUUUUAAGAGUCCAAUGCAAAUAUUCAGGAGUUCCUUAUAAGAAUGAAAAAAGCGCCCAAUUUAUGAAGGUCGUGAUUUUCUCAACGCUUGUAUGGACUGCUGGGAGAAUUACACAUGGAAUUCUUUAUAUUUUUAGAAGGAGGGAUUUGGAAAGAGAAAGCUCUGAUUUAAGCAGUUUGAAUUUAAAUGACAUGGUCCCUACAAUAGUUUUCAUUGUGGAUUUAUUAGUGACUGAGCUAAUUUGUUUUUAUUUGGUCCUUGAUUCUUCAUUUUAUAAGCUUUUUUCAUAUGAAGAAGAGCUUUCAGCAUCUUUGCCUCUGAUUAAUAAAUCUGGAGCACCAUUGCCGCUUGAUAGUACAGUAACACAGUCAUUUGGGUCGAACCAAAAUUCUGUUUUGGAGCUAAAUCUAGGAUUUAUUUCUACGGACGAAAUAAUAAUUCAAGACAGUCUUUCAGAAAAACCAGGAAAGCUUGGAAAAUUAUAUAGAGGGAUCGUCAAAAAUAUCCCAGUCGUAAUCAGAAGAAUUGUCCUUCCCAGGACAAAUAAAUAUGUAAUUGAAAAUAUCAAGCAUGAUAUUGAAAAAAUGACCGAAUUAGAAUGCCCUCAUUUUAUGCCUGUACGAGCUGCAGCUAUAGACGGCAAUACCAUUGAUUUAAUAACUCAGUAUAUUCCAAAUGGCUCUCUUUAUUCAGUUCUUCAUGAAAGAAGUGUUUUAUUUGAGUUCUACGACAAGCUUAGGAUUUCUCGAGAAAUUGCUUUUGCAAUAAGAUUUCUCCAUGAGCAAGGACUAGUCCAUGGGCACCUUACAAGCCAAAAUAUUUUAUUAGACAGUGAAUGAAGGGUGUUAAUAAGUGACGUGGGAUUAGACCAUUUGAAAAAAUUCGCAGGACUGGUAGAUAAAUACUGCAAUAAAGGAUCAUGAAGUUCUCCUGAAUUAUUAAAAGAUGAAAAAAAUCCUGUAGCAGUUAAAGCACAGGCUAGUGACGAUAGUUAUAGCUAUGGCAUGAUUUUGUGGGAAAUUAUGACAAUGCAGGUGCCGUUUCCUGAUUUUACGAUAAAGAAACUUAAACAAAUGAUUGUGGAAGACGGGUUUAGACCGGCGAUACCUGAAAAAAUGAAUGAUGGGAUCAAAGAGCUUAUGAAAAGCUGCUGGAAUGUAGAUCCUGCUAGAAGACCAGAUUUCAAUCUGAUCUUUUCGACGUUAUGCAAUAUUGAGACAAAUUAUAAAGGGGCAUAA
This is a messenger RNA of Blepharisma stoltei, 1776 nucleotides long. The record is from the annotation of a GenBank genome assembly. NCBI's taxonomy places the organism in Eukaryota, Ciliophora, Heterotrichea, Heterotrichida, Blepharismidae.